CAACUGGCGGUGCUGCCACGGCUGCCACGACGAGCGCUGGCAAAAUUCAGAAUGGAUUUAUAUUGAACAUUUAACAUUUUUCUGUCUAUCGUAUUUUUUGCCUUUCACAACUCCAAUUUUGUACCACAACGUGAACGGGCAAGUUAGGAACUUGGACUACAAAAAGGAAAUCGCAGAACAUAAUUACCUAUAUAGGCAGCAUCGUUGCAGUAGCUAGCCAGCCAGCCAACUACCCGUCUUCAUUGAAAUUGAAGUGACGUAAAUGAAUGAGCCCGGCGAUACACCAUUGACACACAGUAGCACGCCGGACAACAGGCCGCCCUGCAGCAUUGUCUCAAUCAUACCGAACAUAGGGAUGUCAUCAUGCCGUGGCCGUGCCGAGGCAUUUGCAAGAAGUUUGUCCUCCAAGCUGCGCACCUUGGGCACACAGGCGAACGAGGAUGCCGCAACAAAUGCAGAGGAUGAGCCCAUUAUAAAUGGCUCCAAUACCAACACGUGGGUGAAUAAUGUACAUGAAUCCGAACAGACAGUCACCGAUCUGCAGCCGCUACGUCAUGAGUCUGACUCAUUUUUCGACUUUGACUGCGAGCUGGAAUCGCCCGGCAGUCCGGCGGAAGAGUGCGAGUACCUGCGUCUGAUAGAAACCGCCUCGAAUACGCCGCAUAACUCGACAGCCGAGUCGGGCUAUGCGUGCGCCUCCGUUGCAAGCAGCCACAGCAGUACAGAUGGUCCCUACUUCGACGCGACGGCCGGCAGCAGCCGCAGCAACAACAGAAGCAACAAAUCACCAGAUGAUCUGCUGGUGACCACCACACAGCCGCAGGCAGAGCGCAGCAAAAUUCCCACAACGGAACUGAAAGAAAAUAUGGACACGUUGCAAAUGAAUGGAACACACGAGCCUCUGACAAACGGUGAUCAGACGGAGGAGGAGCAGCUGGAGCAGCAGGAGCAGCAGGAACAGGAGACGCAGCACGAGGAGGAGAAGCAGCAGAUGCAGGAAAAACAGCAGCAGCAGCAAGAGACGCAGCAGCAGCAAGAGACGCAGCAGCAACAGGAGCAGGAAGAGGAGAUGGAGGUAAAAAAACUGGAACAGGCAAAAGAGAGCGAGGAUGAGACUCUGCUGCAGGCGCAAAUACUAAGUGAACUGCAAUCGCACAGCGAAAGCAUCAAAAGCGCAGAGAAUACCACCAAUCAGACGGACAAUCAGACAAGCAACGAGAAUGCCCUGAUGAUCAAUGGACACAGAGAACAGCCAGCGGAGCUGUUGCUCCCACUGAAUGUUGAAGUGGACGAGCCCCAAGUGCAACUUUGUGGCACCGACGAGGUGGACAAAUGCAGCCAAAUUCUAACCGUAGACGUGGACCUGGCCCAGCUGGAGCAGGCCAAACAGGAUGCUGCUGAGGCCGUUGAGUCCACGGAGAAGAGAGCGCACAGUCACGGCAUCGAUACCACAGACGACGAGGACGAUUGUCGGCCGCAGCGAGUGCGACGCUGUUCCUCGCUGAAAACGGGUAAAACGCCACCGGGCACGCCCGGCCGUAAGAAGAUUGUACGGUUUGCCGAUGUGCUUGGCCUGGAUUUGGCGGAUGUGAAGACGUUCCUGGACGAAAUACCAACCAUACCGAAGUCAGCGUUUGAGGAUCUGGAAAUAUUGGAGUCCGAGCCACCGAUACAGCUCGGCCCCAAGUCGGACAAACUGUUGAUGCCGCUCUUCCAGCAGCCGGGCGGACUGGCCACAUUCCUCGAUGCUGUGCGCGAGAAGCAGGUAUCGCUGGAGAAUGCCGCCGUCACCGAUAGCAUCAAUCAGACCAUCUCUGGGUCGGUGCGUGUCCGCAAUCUGGACUUUCAUAAAUCGGUGCAUGUGCGCUACUCGCUGGACGGCUGGCGCAGCUAUGCGGAUCUGCAGGCCAACUAUGUGGAGAACUCAUGCGAUGGCUUCUCCGAUAAGUUUACGUUCGUUCUCUUCGGCAAUUCACUGCAUGUGGGUCAGCGUCUAGAGUUCGCCGUUCGUUUCCAAUGCAAGGGCCAACAAUUUUGGGAUAGCAACUAUGGCGCCAACUACUGCUUCCAGUGCUUGCCCAACUCGAGCUCGAAUCACACGGCAUCGCCGGCGUCUGUGGCGAGUGGCGCCGUCCAAUCGCAUCAGGGCAACAACUUGGUCGGCAUGCUAAGCCCCACAGUGGGCGAUGCCUGGUGCAGUUCGUUCUACUAAAACGCAAUUUUGUCUCUUGUUGUUGUUGGUAGCUGGUUUUGCUGGUGGGGGAGCACUCACAAGGAGGCAGUAGACGACGCGGACGCGGGUCGUUGCAGUCAAUGCCCAAAUCAAAACAAAACAAAAACAAACAAACAAUGAGAAAAUGGAUACAUUUAUUAGAGGCAAAGUGCCGUCAAUGCUGAUGCCCGCCUUGACGGCAAUGAGCCAGGGGCACAGAUUGCCACAGAAUGAUCAGUAAUGUAAAACCCCCCAAAAAGUUGUACUUGUAUGUGAGGCAAAUGUUAAUAUAUUUUUAUAGAGCUGGAGAAGGAGAGAAGAUGCAGCAAAUGGAGCAGGUGGAGCAGCCAGGCAACCAGUUGCAUCAAGUGAAAUGUUAGAGUAGAAUGAUCAAAAAUUCAAGUGAACAGAGCCAGAGCAAAGUGCGAUAGAAUCCCCAAUGAUAGUUAUUAGUCUUAAGUUAUAAGAAGAGCAAGUGAUAACUAAUGAUGAUGAUGAUGAUGAUGAUGAUGAUGAUGAUAAAGAUGGAUGAUAUAAUGAUACAUAUUUGCUUUACAUAAUGAACAGAUUUUGAAUGUCGACUACAGUUUUGAUUUCCAUAAUUGUUAUUGUACUAUAUUGGUUAAUGCUUUGUUCAGGCAUGUGAUGCGGGUCCACUGAAAAGAGUUUAUUAAUGUCAUAGUCCCUCGAAUCAGAUCACUCGUAAAAUCAACUAACUGACCAACCUAUUUCCUAUUUCUAGUCAAUUCAACUUUACCAUAAGACUUACUAAAAGGGCAAUAAACACUAUAUAUACAAGGAGUAGACUUCCUAGCGGGAAUCUCUUGCCAAACCUCGUUCGAAAUGUGCCAAUAAAUGGGCAUUUAAUAACUUAAUGAAACCAAAUGCUUGCCAAUUCAAUUCAUAUAUUGAUUGAUUGAUUUAUUGAUUGAUUGAUUGAUUGAUUGAUUGAUUGAGUCUGUGGCCAGUCUCUGAUAAACAGUUUUGCGAAUUUCAUACCCCUACACAUACUGAACAAUUGUUUUUUGCUAUGCCAAAUAUUAAUUAUUAUUUUAUUUUUAUGAGAUGUUGACAUUUUCCUUUUAAUUGUUUUAAUUUUAUUUUUGAGCUAUUUUUUAAUUUAAUGCGAUUUAAUUUACGAUUUCGAUACUUUGUAUGUACAUGUUGAUGCAUAUUAUUAUAUUAUACAUAUAAUCGACACACAUAGAUACAUACAUACAUACAUACAUACAUACAACACAAUAUACAUCAAAUAUAAUAUACAAAAUAAAAAUAUAUUAAAU
This is a messenger RNA of Drosophila grimshawi, 3495 nucleotides long. It is a transcript of the gene Gbs-76A, whose product is annotated as glycogen-binding subunit 76A. NCBI's taxonomy places the organism in Eukaryota, Metazoa, Arthropoda, Insecta, Diptera, Drosophilidae. The record is from RefSeq and is a predicted model, not a curated record. Gene Ontology annotation, molecular function: glycogen binding; protein phosphatase 1 binding. Gene Ontology annotation, biological process: regulation of glycogen biosynthetic process. Gene Ontology annotation, cellular component: protein phosphatase type 1 complex. The coding region runs from base 263 to 2212 and encodes 649 amino acids. The transcript is spliced from 4 exons.